AUGAACCACGACUCCACCAUCAAGGGAAUCGAGGCCGGCGAGAAGUACGACGGUUCCGGUCUCCGUAUCGCCAUCGUCCACGCCCGAUGGAACGCUGCCGUCAUCAAGCCCCUCCUCGAGGGAUGUGUGCGCAAGUUGGUCAAUGAAUAUGGUGUUAAGACUAAGAACAUUAUCAUUGAGUCUGUUCCUGGAUCUUGGGAGUUGCCUGGACACUGCCAGACUUUGAUCCGCAAGGGCUACGGAUCCUACAACGCCGUUAUCGCCAUCGGCGUCCUCAUCAAGGGCAAAACCAUGCACUUUGAAUACAUCUCCGAGCAGGUCUCUAGCGCGCUCAUGAACCUCUCCACCGAGACCUCCACCCCCGUCAUCUACGGCGUCCUCAACGUCCUUAACGACGAGCAGGCGUUGUUGCGCGCAGGUGUCGGAGAGGGUGGUCACAACCACGGUGAGGACUGGGCUGCUGCGGCGGUUGAGAUGGGUAUCAAGACCAAGGUUUGGAUUGCGGGGGAGAAUCCUUAUUCUACGCCUGCGGAGAAAUAUCUUUAGAGCGGUAGGGUGUACGAUAGUACGAUAUGAAGGAAUGGAAAUAAGAUAGAC
Messenger RNA from Saitoella complicata NRRL Y-17804, 597 nucleotides. Its product is annotated as Lumazine synthase. The transcript is spliced from 2 exons. Lineage: Eukaryota; Fungi; Ascomycota; Saitoellomycetes; Saitoellales; Saitoellaceae. Gene Ontology annotation, molecular function: 6,7-dimethyl-8-ribityllumazine synthase activity. Bases 1 to 546 code for a protein of 181 amino acids. Gene Ontology annotation, cellular component: intracellular anatomical structure; riboflavin synthase complex; mitochondrial intermembrane space. Gene Ontology annotation, biological process: riboflavin biosynthetic process. The record is from RefSeq and is a predicted model, not a curated record.